AUGACAGCGGUCGCAGGUGCCCUUGGCUCUGUGAUCGGUUACCUUGGUGCAGAAGUCGCCGAACCUACCGUCUUCGAACGACUACUAUGGCCACAGCGAUUCUACAACUACGCCUCUCUUCGAACGCUCCUCGUCAGCGCACUGAUGAUGCCAAUGGGCGGCCCCUUGCACAAGGCCGCUCUCGAAACCCUCGAUGCGAUACGAGAGAAUGGACUAUAUCGAGGCGCAACACGCGGUCACAUGUUGGGUACGGCGUUCUUCCAUGAGAACGACGUCAAAUACUUCAAUCGCGUUGUCAAUGAGGGAGAAAAAGACAUCCGGAAUGGAUUCUGGGUCGAAGUUCUGAGGAUGAUAAACCAGGGUACGAGGGAGCGGAAAGCAACCCGACAACGAAAGCGGGCGUCAUCCAACGGCGCGAUCGCUCCACAGGCGGCUACAUCGAGGACUAGAGCAACACAACCCUUGUUUACCCUCACCAUUUCGGAAGAGCCGAGCGAUCCCAAUGCAUCUUACGUGACGCUUUCGGAGGACAAGGUCACCUUCAAGACGAUCCUUGGAAUUGUUUGUAGCGAGCUGAGCACCAUAAUUUUUGCAGUCGUCAUCGGCGUAAAACAGAGAGUGUUCUGGCUAACUGGGCUAUUGGCUCUGCCAUUAGUCUUGAAACUCAUCUCCUUGCUCGUCACGGUCCGUCGCGAGACCUUUCCCCAGGCCUCCACGACAUUGAGUGGGACGAGCACAUCGAAUAGCCUGCCGAAGGCUGCACAAACACAAACAGUCGCCGCGCGGCCGGCGCCACCCGAAACACAGAUCUACGAAGUCAUCCUUCCAUGCUUAGGCUUUACCUUGCUCGUAGGAAAGCCUAACAUCAUUCUUCCCUUCUUCCGACACUACGGUCACCCUCUUCGUGAAACGCGCUACGACCGGUUCCGUGAGAUUUGCUGCCUCGCCUUGAUAUACCUAUUCGUGCUGUAUUUUCCUGCUGGACUGAUCGCUUUACUUUGGAUGCCAGAAGACACUCAGUAUGUGUGGUUAGGUUAUCAGGUAUAUGCAAUCGUAUUCAUGCAUCUGAGCCGAUUAUUUGGUCUAGGUGGGACCGCGCGUACUGAAGACAGGAUUGCGCGGCUGUUGGAAGCCGGCAAGGAAGUGUGCUUACAAAGUGGCGAGGUCAAACUUUGGGCCAAGCUCCAGUGGGACGAGGUCGCGUCAAUAGAGGAAGGCCGCAAGGCCAUUAACGCGACAGUAGAGAGCCAUUGCCUGGCAGCAAGUUACCCGUGCGAGAAGCCUUAUCCAAAAGCAUGA
Molecule: messenger RNA, 1299 nt
Organism: Alternaria alternata
Lineage: Eukaryota; Fungi; Ascomycota; Dothideomycetes; Pleosporales; Pleosporaceae
Exons: 2
Coding region: 1-1299 (432 amino acids)
Source: RefSeq, a predicted model, not a curated record